This is a messenger RNA of Lepisosteus oculatus (spotted gar), 929 nucleotides long. RefSeq names its product COMM domain containing 10 (gene commd10). The record is from RefSeq and is a predicted model, not a curated record. NCBI's taxonomy places the organism in Eukaryota, Metazoa, Chordata, Actinopteri, Semionotiformes, Lepisosteidae.
GCUGUCUGUGGACAUGUGACAAGGAAGAGAGGAAAAAUAACAGAAGUUGAAAUUUUGCAAAGAACCACAGAGAUUUGCCAUGACUGCAAUUAUUAAAGAAACUCAAAGCAUUAAAGAAGCAGUGUUGUUCAUCAAUGAAAUCGACCCAAGCAAAUUUCCAAAACUGCUAUCGCGAAUUCUUCAGAAACUCCACCUAAAGGCCGAACGCUCUUUCAGUGAGGAGGAAGAGGAGAAACUACAGACUGCUCUGUUGCUAGAAAAGCAAGCCCUUCAUCUAGUCCUGGAAACAGUUUCUUAUAUUAUAGAGCAGGCUGUCUAUCACAAUGUGAAACCAGCAUCUCUUAAGCAGCAACUAGAAAACAUCAAAUUAAACCCUGACAAGGCUGAGGUCUUCUCUCAGGCAUGGGCAACUGCAGGCCAAGACACUGUAGAAAAAUUCAGGCAACGGAUAUUUGCUCCUAAAAAGCUGGAGAGUGUUGGAUGGCAGCUAAACUUAGAAAUGGCACAAUCGAGACAAGCAAAAAUGAAAUCGCCACGUGCUGUUUUGGAGCUUGGGAUCAGCAAUGAAGACUCGGAGAACACACAGAAAGUUUUUUUGGAAUUCAACCACAAGGAACUUCUUGAAUUUUACAAUAAGCUAGAGACCAUUCAAGCACAGCUGGACUCCCUCACAUGAUGCCAUUGAAUUUGAUCUCCUCCCGUCAUUCCUGUGUCUGAUGUUAUUAAUGGAUGACAGUGCACUUGGAAUAAUAUACACAUGGAGUUUAACCUUUUUCAAAACUAAUUAAAGCAAAGCAGUUUUUUUUUCCAGAAUAAGAGAUUGAAUGUUUCCCUCUCCUUCUUAAACUAAAGUCUAUUUUUCAUAAUUUCAUUUAGUUCAAGGGGCACAGCUGUUUCAUUUUUUAAAAUUAGCUGAAUGAGUUUUAUUU